Messenger RNA from Cinara cedri, 1862 nucleotides. The record is from the annotation of a GenBank genome assembly. NCBI's taxonomy places the organism in Eukaryota, Metazoa, Arthropoda, Insecta, Hemiptera, Aphididae.
AUGAGCACUAAACUAUCCGACCUCGAAUCUUGUAUAAACGAUUUAAAGAAUUCACUUGGUAUAUUGUCUUGCGAUCUAUCCAAAGUAAAACAAGCUAAUGAGAGUUUUUCUUCUGAGAUCCAGUUAUUACGCAAUAGAUUAACUGAGCUAGAACACUCCCAGUCAUCAUCUUAACUAUCUGAUUUCGAUAUAGUUAAAGAAUCCCACGACAGAAUAUUAAAAGAUAAAAACCUGAUUAUAUUUAAUGUGUCCGACUCUAUUUCUGAAGAUUCUUCUGUAACGACUAAUUUGGUUAAUGAGCGUCAAAUGCUAAACGUUUGGGUAAACCAGGUAAUUGCCCACGUCUUAUUCUGUUCCAAUUAAACUCACCUUCAGAGAUACAUUCUAUCCUGUGGGUCAAAUCUAAAAUCUGUAGUAGUACUCAAUGGAAAGAUGUUAAUCAAUACGGAUAUUUUUUAGUACUUUUUAGAAACUCGGUUCUUGAUGUUAGUUGUAAAUUUAAGAUUUCAUAUGAUUGUUCACGCGAUCAAUGUUAUAAUUUUAUGAAGGCAGAUUUCCAAUUAAUAACUGAGAUCUUAUGUAAUGAAUGACUGGUUUGAUUAAUACAAUUCAAAAUGCAUUGAUUUUGUCACAAAUGAGUUAUAUCGAAUUUUAUGGGAAGUUAUUAAUAGUUAUGUACCGAAAUAUACUUUUAGUAAAUAAAUUUAUCCGCAUUGGUAUUCUACUGAUCUCCGUAAAUCUCUAAGAAAUAAAUCGGUUGCUUACAAAAAAUACAAAAUCUCCAAUAUUCAUUCCGACUAUGUAAUUUUCUCUAACUUUCGGAAACAGUGUAAGCUACUAAUUAAAAAAUAUUAUUCGGAUCACCUUAUCCAUAACCAGAAAUUACUAAUAAGCAAUCCAAAAUAUUUUUGGAAUUGUGUUAAUAAAUUUCGAAAUAAUGCUGAUAUCUCAGUUUCUAUUCAUUUAUAGGUAAAAAUUCUAAUAAGAAGUUGUUAAAUUAUUUGGCAAAUGAUUUUCAUAAAUGUAUGAGAAGUCUAUUUCAUUUGAUGAUUCUAAGUUUUAUAAUAUUCAUGAUUGUAUUAAUAUUAAUAUGUUUGAUAUUUCAGUCACUGAAGUUUUUGAUUCCCUAACGACGUUAAAUUGCUCCUCGAACGGCCCUGAUUUUAUCCCUCUAAUUUUGCUAUAUAAUUGCCGUGGGUAUUAACGAAACCAAUCCAUAAUUUAUUUAAUCUUUCUUUAAACCUUAGUAUAUUCCCUAAAGCCUGGAAAGUCAGUUUUGUCACUCCAGUCUGGAAAUCUGAUGAUAGAUCCUCGGUUACAAACUAUAGACCUAAUUCAAAAUUAAACAUCCUGAAACUUUUUGAUAAAAUCCUUAAACCAAAAUUAAUGGGAUUAUUUACUCAUGUUCUUGUUAAUGAACAGCAUGGAUUCCAUCGUGCGAAAUCUACAUUGACUAAUACAUUAGUAUUCUAUUCCUAUUUAGUAGAAAUUGUUGAAUUUGGUGGUCAGAUCGAUGCUAUCUACACGGACCUUCAUAAAGCUUUUGAUAAGGAAGGUAGACCAUGGGUUUUUUAUUUUGCUUUAUUAUUAACAAAUCUACACAGAAAAUAAAAAAACGACUUUUAUACUCACUAAAUAAAUCAAAAGAGCCAUGUAUAUUGUAUACAGCAAUUCAAUUAACCAUCAAUAUUUUCAUCGAUAUAUUGAAACCAAGUUUAACGAUUGUAAAAAUAUUGCUAUUUAUGUUGCCAACCUAUACAUUAUACGAGACUAAAGCUGACGGACAGGUAACCAGUUCCGAAGCGGUCACCUCAGGCCCCAGGAUCCUUUUAGACUGCCUUUGGCUCCUCAGUCAAGGCUAA